AUGGCCGCAAACCCAGGAUUUCAGGUACAUUGGUUCAGCGAUGCGGAUUGCCACUCCUACAUCACGCGACAUUUCGAUGCAGAGCUUGCUGGAAUGUUUCGCCGCGAAUAUCGCGGUGCCUUCAGAGGGGACCUGUGCCGAACAGCAGUGCUAUACCGUGAGGGUGGAUUUUACGUAGACUUAGACAUCGAACUGAUGGUCCCAUUGAAUUCACUUGUGGGUUUGUCGACAACCUUCAUGUCGGCGUACACAGCCGACGGAGCCAUGCUCAAUGCCAUGAUGGCAAGCGAGCCUUUCAGCUCAAUUCUGUAUGCCGCCCUUGUGGAGUUGCGAAAAUGGUAUCGGGGGCAAGUUCCGCGAGUCUAUGACGCAACCAUGGAUGGCAUCCAGUGCCGCAGUGAGUGGAUGGGUCCAUUGACGCUUUUUAGGGGAAUUCGGCAGUUCAUGCAGGUGGCCUGCCCUAGUGUAGUCCUGACUCCUGGUUCCCAGUUGGACGUUGUUUGCGGCACUCAAGUCUUGCGCUUCUAUCAGGAGCGUGAGCUCCAGUGCACAGUCGGAAAGGACUCGCGGGAAUGCUCUGAUGAGCGUGCACGGUCUCCAUUUGCUGGUUCCAAGUAUGGCUUGUUUGCACCAGGCCCAGAGAUGUACCGAGAACGGCUCCUAAUUGGUUGGCCACGCUUCGAAAGCUGUAGGAGUCGGGGUUGUUCAGACUCCUUUAAGUGGGAGGUGCCAGAGGAGCGCCUGCAGUUGGAUUGGCUGCGUCGAGCACGAAUGAUGCCGUGUAUGUGCACAGAGCAGUUCCAGACCGCUCAGAAGCUCAUUACAGCUUUGCUCUUCUCCUUGAAGGAGCAGCUGAGUGCCCUAGGUCCAGCUUGUGAUAGGUUUCGGCCAUUCAUCGAGGCUGGUGACUUGGAAUGUGCGACUGCUGUGGUCUCCAGCAGCCUGCUUUGUGCCAGUGCUGCCUCUGGUGUAGAUCCCGUCCUUGCACGGACCUUCCUGGCCAGGGCCCUUCAGGCCUCUCUUGGUGGUUCCACGCUGCUCUGCUACGAGCAGAUGUGGAUGAUCCGGAUGGAUGAAAUUUUGGACAACUUCUACCGCUUGCACCUGCCCGAGUUUGCUGAGGCCACACUGAACUGGACAGUCUACAACAGCUCUUCGGAGGCGUUCAGUAGAACGGCCGAAGAAGUCGCGAGCAACAUCGUCCGGAUCCGCUCGGCGCUGGCAUUGUUCCGCAGCUCGGCGAAGCCAAAUUCUUUGAAGACUGUUCGGGAAGAGGCAAGUGACCGGUUCAACUUCCGGGCGAUGCUGUCUAUGCAGGGCAGUGGCUUGGAGAGCCUCGGCAGCAUCUUCAAAAGUCGAAAGCCUGAUGGUGGCCGCUACGAUGGCCAGUUCCGCCAUGACAAAGCUCAUGGUGUGGGCAGGUUUCGCCAUGCCAACGGCGACGUUUACAGCGGACAUUGGUUCGAGGACAAGGCCCAUGGGCAAGGCAAGUUUAUCCAUGCAGAUGGUUCCUCCUAUGAAGGCGACUGGGAGAUGGAUACCAAGUCCGGCAGAGGACUUGAAACCUGGGCAGAUGGGUCGCACUUCAAAGGUGAAUACAAGAACGGGAUGAAGCAUGGUAAUGGCUUCUUCUUGUCCACUGACAGCUCCAGUUACUCCGGCCAAUUUGUCGAGGAUGCCAUGGAAGGUCAGGGCAUCUACAGAUUUGCCGAUGGCAGGGUAUACACUGGUGCGUGGAAGGGCAGUCAGAUGCAUGGUGAUGGCACCAUGACGUGGCCUGACGGCCGCUCUUACACUGGUGGUUUCGCGGAGGACCGCAAGUCUGGAGAGGGCAGCUUCACAUGGCCGGAUGGAAGGUCCUAUCGCGGCCAAUGGGAGAUGGGCCGGCAGCAUGGCGUGGGUGUUUUCCUCGACGCCAAGGGCAGGCAACGGAAGGGCCUCUGGAGUGAGGGGUUUCCUUGUGAGGCUUCCAAGCAUGAGCAAUCCUUUCCUGCCAGCGGGUCAAACCGACAUCGUCCCAUCCUAGAGACUGCGCCAAUAGGGCGCAGCUUCGCCAUGAAGCAGAAGGCCACGGUAACAUGCUCCCGGCGGAAAAACCGCAAGGCGCACUUCACGGCGCCAUCACACAUUCGGCGCAAGUUGAUGAGUGCGCCGCUGAGCAAGGACUUGCGAGCCAAGUAUGCUGUGCGAGCAGUGCCCAUUCGCCGAGACGAUGAGGUGAUGAUUGUGCGAGGUCACUACCAUGACAGGGAGGGCAAGGUAACGCAAGUGUACCGCAAAAAGUUCCGCAUCCAUGUGGAGCGCGUUACCAGGGACAAGGCCAAUGGGCAGAGCGUGCCCAUUCCCAUCCACCCGUCCAAGGUGAUGAUCACCAAGCUGAAGUUGGACAAAGACAGAAAGGCACUGCUCGACCGCAAGAAUCGUUCAGUCAAGAAGG
Messenger RNA from Symbiodinium pilosum, 2437 nucleotides. The record is from the annotation of a GenBank genome assembly. Lineage: Eukaryota; Dinophyceae; Suessiales; Symbiodiniaceae.